AGCACGCCGACAGUGCAUUGUUUACGCCACCUCAACUCGGGAAUGAGCUAAUCGCGUCGGAUUUUCGCUUUUUUCCACGCCGGUCUUUUGUCGCCUCUCGGUGUGCCGUUAAAAUUCGUGAUUGGCUUCGCGAUCGGCGCGUGUUUUAUCAGAAUACCCCGCGGUUCGUUCCGUGCAUUGUCUCCGAACAUGUUGCGAGUGUCUGUGUAGUUGGCUGCAUUCGAGUUUGUGACGAACAUCCCAGGACCAGGAUUUUCUCGAUCGCUAGCUGAGCUUUGGUUGGGGAGCCAUGACGGGGCAUAACGUCUCGCACUACCCGUGGGGCCCGCCGGACGUGUGCGGGCCCGGUCUGAUCCUCCCGCUGGUCGACGAGCGGCUCUGGAACCUCAAGUUCCGCGCCACCCUCUACUUCCUGGCCCUCCUCUACUGCUUCAUCGGGGUCGCCAUCGUCACUGACGUCUUCAUGUCCGCCAUCGAGAUGAUCACCAGCAAGACCCGCAAGGUCUACCUCUCCAAACUUGCCAAGGGCAAGAAGCAGAACGGGAGCUACAACGCGGUGGAGGACGGUCCGCAGCCGGAGACGAACCUGAAGGAAGACGAGCCGGAGGUGAUCGAAGUGCGGGUGUGGAACGACACGGUGGCCAACCUGACGCUCAUGGCGCUAGGGACCUCGGCACCCGAGAUCCUCAUCUCCGUCGUCGAGAUCGUCGGCCACCACUUCGAGUCCGGGAAGUUGGGGCCGGGAACCAUCGUCGGGUCCGCAGCCUUCAACCUCCUCAUCAUCACCAGCGUCUGCAUGCUCGCUCUCCCCGCCGGGGACAUCCGCAGGAUCCAGAGGUUCAAGGUGUUUUUUGUAACUCUCCUCUUCAGUUUCUUCGCGUACAUUUGGUUGCUGAUCAUUCUGCGAUUCAUCUCGCCGAAUGUUGUUGAAUUAUGGGAGGCUGCUGUGACAAUGAUCCUCUUCCCAGUUCUGACGAUUUUUGCCUUCUUUGCCGAUAAAGGUUGGUGCGGUCUGGGCAUGAUCCGCCCUGGACGCAGUAAACGGCAGCUUGAACUGGGCCCAAUGAAGGAUGAAAGAGUUGGAAGUAAAGCCCAAGAAUGUGCGAGUGAAUUUUUCAGAGAAGGAAAAUUGGACAGAGAAAAUUUAGUGAAAUUCGUCAAGGAAGUUAAAAAAUAUCCUGGCCUAACAGAUGAAGAUGCUGCUGUUUUAGCCGCUGCCAAGAUGGUGAAUGCGCAGCACCACACUGCAAUGUGGUAUCGAAUUGGAGCUGUUCGCUCCAUAUCAGGAGGCCGGCGAAUGGAACCAGUUUUAAAUGACAAAUUGAAACAGGUUUACGAAAUUAUGAACAGCCAUCCUGAAACCCCAACUGUUGGUGAAGCACCACCUCUACCAGAUUUAGAUACACACUCCGUCAUUGAAUUCCAUGCAGCGACUGUCGCAGUAAGAGAAAACAUUGGUAAAUUUAAUGUCACUCUUUGGCGUCACGGUAAUCUGGAACCCCAAGUUAGAGUGAGAGUUGAAACAAUAGAUGGAACAGCACGCCGAGGGGAAGAUUAUGUUGCUUUAAGAGAAAUUGUUACGUUUGAACCUGGAGAGAAGGAAAAACAGGUUACCGUUGAAAUCAUUGAUGAUAACAAAUGGGAGCCAAAUGAAGAAUUUUUCCUUAGACUGACUUUGAUCAAUGUUCGGAAACAGCCUAUCAAACUUGGACGAAUCUCCAUUAUGGAAGUUACAAUUAUUGACGAUGACAAGCCUGGUGUUUUGUCUUUUGCAAAAAGAGGAUUUGUUGUAAAAGAGAGCGCAGGUGUUGUUCAGAUCCCGGUACGCAGGAAUUGUGGUGCUGACGGAGAUAUCAGUGUGAAGUACAGAACCAUUGACAAAUCUGCAAUUUCUGGAAGAGACUACAAGGGAGGAGAGGGCGAAAUCACAUUCAAAAACCGAGAAGUGGAGCGAAUCUUGGAAAUUCCUAUCAUUGAUGAUAUGGACCCAGAAAAGGAUGAGUGCUUCGAAAUUGAAUUAUUCGAUCCUUCAGGAGGAGCCAGAAUUGGAAAUAUUAAUCGAGUGGCAGUUACUAUAACUAAUGAUGAUGAUUUCAACACUGUUAUGGAUAGACUGAUGGUUUUAACGAAUACAAAUCUGGAUGCCGUUCGUAUUCAUACGGAAACUUGGGGAGAGCAAAUCAAAACGGCCAUGACUGUGAACGGAGGUGACAUUCCUAACGCUACUGCAUUUGAUUAUGUCAUGCAUUUCCUGUCCUUCUUUUGGAAGGUGUUCUUUGCUCUUAUCCCUCCACCAGGCAUUUUCGGAGGAUGGUUGUGCUUCUUUGUUUCCUUAUUUGGAAUUGGUAUCUUAUCAGCUAUUAUUGGAGACUUAGCUACAAUAUUUGGAUGUCUAGUAGGACUAGAUGAUACGAUAACAGCAAUCACUGUUGUCGCUUUGUUCACGGCACUCCCUGAUCUCCUCGCCAGUAGAUUAGUGACAAUUUAUGAGAAGUUUGCUGACGGAGCUUUGAUACACAUCACAGGCAGUAUUGCUGUCAAUGUUUUGAUGGGUGUAGGCAUGCCUUGGUUUGUUGCUGCCGGCUACCAUUCAUACCACGACUCGCAAUUCAAGGUACCAGCAGGGGCUCUCGGAUUCAGUGUUCUGUUGUUCUCAAUUGCUUUUGUUCUGGCAGUGGCGCUCCUACUCAUCAGGCGUAGACUGCCUGCAUUUGGUCUGGCUGAAAUCGGUGGACCCAAGAUUGGAAGAGUUGCAUCUGUCGUAUUCUUAGUCACUCUGUGGAUUCUAUAUAUUCUCUUCACAUGUCUCCAAAUAUCUGGAGUGAUCAAAGCUGACUUUUAAGUUCUCAAAAUGUUUAUGAUCAUUAUUUAUGGUACAAAAUUGUAUCAUUUAAAACAUCAAGUUAUAAGUUGUGCUGACGUAAAUGUAUUCUGACUAAUUUUGAUUUCUGUAGCCCAUCAAUCUCUUAGGAGUAAAAUGUAAAGUCUUGAUGAAUUAAAAUCUCUUUAUCUGCCAUUAUGUUUCGGCAGAAGUACUUAGACAUGGAAGUCACUCUCCAGAAAUGAAUGAAAAUAAGGGUUAUGGUUAUAAUGACUGACUACCUGACUUAUUCAAAAUUCAUGGUUUUGAUUAAUUACAUCAAAAUCAUUCUGAACUGGGAUAAUCACUUGAAGCUCUACGCAAAUUUUUGCUAUGACAUAAAAGUCCUACUGUAAAUAAACAUUUCAAUGCACAAUUACUAAGAUUCAUUCUCUGCCAAAUGGUUUUCUUAUUUUUGUCAUCAAAUAAAUUUCAAAUUCGGAGGCAUUGUUUUAUUAUUUUUUUUUAAUUACGAAAAUUUUAUUUUCAUCUAAUCCUUCACAACUCCUCAAAUCUUUUUAAAGUGCUCCAACUAAUUUGUCACUGCCUUUUUUCUUAUUUUAGGCCCUGUCAGUUUGAUAUGAGCUACAAUCCACACUUAUCGAUGGUGAAACUACCAGACUAUGUAUAUCAUUUGCGGUGUUUAAAAACCUCCGCUCUCAUUUUACUCUCUUGUGAAGGAGAACAAACCAAUAUCAUUCCUUAAAUUUUUCCCAGAUUUUUCUUCACACAGAGAAGAAAAAUUACGAAAGUUGUCAAGAAUUGACUUUGAGUAGUUUUCUGUCAAAAAAAUAAAGUAUGACAGGAAGUCUGUGACAUCGCAAACCGAUAUACGUUGUCUGGAAGUUUCAUCAUCAGUAUGUGACUUCAUGGUUGCUUAAACCAGUUUUACGAUUAACUGAGAGUACCUAAAUAUCGAAAACAUAAAUAAUUAUAAAUUGAUACAUUCUCAUCCAAAAUUGGCCCGCCAGUAGAUGCUUUUCACCUCACUCUAAUAAACAGUGAAUAGGGAAUAGUGUAAUAAACUUAGAGCAUUUAAGCUCAUAUCUAUCCUCAAUUAAUUUAUUUGUAAAUAAAAUUAGAUUACGGAUGAAGCUAUGUAAAGAAACUAAUAUUUAUUUUGUUUAAGUUAUGAAAUUUGUUGGAGUUUUAUUUUUUUACUCUUUUGUACUUUUUUGAUACAAGUGUUUUGUAUGAAAAAUUGUGAAUAAAAACUUACCUCACAUAA
Messenger RNA from Bemisia tabaci, 4088 nucleotides. Its product is annotated as sodium/calcium exchanger Calx. The record is from RefSeq and is a predicted model, not a curated record. Gene Ontology annotation, cellular component: axon; postsynapse; sarcolemma. Gene Ontology annotation, biological process: calcium ion import across plasma membrane; cell communication; sodium ion transmembrane transport. Gene Ontology annotation, molecular function: calcium:sodium antiporter activity. Lineage: Eukaryota; Metazoa; Arthropoda; Insecta; Hemiptera; Aleyrodidae.